Molecule: messenger RNA, 1713 nt
Organism: Penicillium macrosclerotiorum
Lineage: Eukaryota; Fungi; Ascomycota; Eurotiomycetes; Eurotiales; Aspergillaceae
Product: fungal specific transcription factor domain-containing protein
Exons: 6
Coding region: 1-1713 (570 amino acids)
Biological process (GO): DNA-templated transcription
Molecular function (GO): zinc ion binding; DNA binding
Source: RefSeq, a predicted model, not a curated record
AUGACUUCGAGUCCAUCCUUGGGCACCCAUCAUGAUCGCAGUGACAGGGAGCCGCUGCAGCAAAGCCAAUAUUUUCCAGCUCGCGAACCUGGUGGCAAGGUACCAUACGUUGGAGAUUCUUCGAAUCUCAACUACUUGAUCCAACAAUUUGGAAAUCCCUUUGAGGGAACGUCCGAUGCGCCCCCACUCCAAGACCGUCUCCAAGGCGCCAUGCUGGCCCGGAUGGGCAGCUCUACGGCCCAAGAAAUUGAGAGAUUCCACGCAUCUACUAAAGAAAACCUUGUAAAUCAAGGAGCAUUUGAUCUACCAUCACAGGAGACUAGCAAAGCUCUUCUCGAUGCUUACUUUAAUUACUCACUUGCUGCGCUACCCAUUCUAGAUAAGUCAAGGUUUCUUGUCAGCCUCACAGAUGGUACCUUUUCGCACUUACUAUUGAACGCAGUCUACAUCGCGGCCACCACUUACUGUGCGGACUCUGUGAUUGCUGAUGGUGGAUUUGCGUCCAGAUACUCAGCGAGCCUCACUUUUUACCGGCGAGCAAAAUUGCUUUAUGAUGCUGGAUAUGAAACCGAUGCGAUCAAAAUGAUACAGGCCACAUUCCUCAUGUGCCAUUGGUGGAGUGGACUUCUAGAGCACAAAGACCCUUGGUACUGGCUUGGUAUCUCUGCAGGGAUAGCACAGGCUUUGGGAAUGAAUCAAGCGAAAUCAUAUCUUCACCUUGAAGAAAAAGAUCGCAAAAUAUGGCGAAGGCUGUGGUGGAUGGUUUAUGCCAUGGACAUUAACUUGUCUAUGCUUCUCGAUCGCCCACCUCAUGUACAAGGGAGACUUUGCAAUGUUGACACUCUCUCAGAGACAGACUUCGAAGGGCUUGAUGAGAAUAUUGAGUCAGAAAAGGUUGGCCAAACUCUUAGUGAGGCAAAUAUGUUUGCAGUGAAUGCUGUUCAGCUGGCUCGCACAGUGGAUCGAUAUUUCACUAUCAAACUUGACCAAGGUACUGGACACUCUCAGGACAUUUGUUUAGAACAGAUUUCGUUGUGGUGGUCAUCACUUUCGCCGACAUUCCGAUCAUUGUCAACGAAGAGUAGCACAUGGGCAGUCUUAACUGAGAUCUUAUACCAGGAAUACCGGCUACUUUUGCAUCGGAGCAAUCCAAGAUUUUCUCAGAACAUAGGAUCAGAUACUCCGACGUUUGAGAUAUGUACAGCGAUAUCACACUUGCUGGAAAUCAUUAUGACGAAUGAUUUAGUAUACGCCGCUGCAGCCAGCAUAAUCGCCCCCGUGCUGUCGGUGCUCUCGAUUUACAUAGCCAAUAUUCAUCGAGGGGAUAGCGGUAUCCGGCUCAUUUCAGAGCAUCGCGCUCAUUUCUGUAUGGCGAUACUUGACAAGUUGCAAGAUAGAUUGCCGGUGGUUGGCGCCUUCUUUCCGAUCUAUGAGGCCCUUCUCAGCCGGAAGAGAGGGCGAGAUUCUUCGAAGGACCUACCAACAGGAUCCCCGAUACUACAUAGCCGUCCCCAAGCUGAGACUCGCAGCAGUCUUGCUAAUCUUGGACCAGCUGGAGGCUUGUUUGACCAAAUUCUGCAGGACAACACGAACGCAUCGUUCUCCUUUUCACUUCCUUUCGGCAGCCUAUUUGAAGAUAUCUUUAUGGGCUCACCUUCUCAGCCUACAUCUUUCAAUGAAGAUGAAACGUCUUGUUCUUAUAAAUAUCCCUGA